Molecule: messenger RNA, 1774 nt
Organism: Girardinichthys multiradiatus
Lineage: Eukaryota; Metazoa; Chordata; Actinopteri; Cyprinodontiformes; Goodeidae
Product: major histocompatibility complex class I-related gene protein-like
Exons: 8
Coding region: 60-1166 (368 amino acids)
Biological process (GO): immune response
Cellular component (GO): external side of plasma membrane
Source: RefSeq, a predicted model, not a curated record
CUAGAAGUUCAGUCUGUUUAUCAGGACAAAGACAUUGGACCGCUGUGCUGGAGGACAAAAUGGGCAAAAUGCUCCCCUUUAUGGUUUUUGUUCUGCUGGGAAUACACAGCUCUGCUGCUGUGACCCACUCCCUGAAAUAUUUCUACACUGCAUCGUCUCAAGUCCCAAACUUCCCAGAGUUUGUGGCUGUUGGUUUGGUUGAUGAUCUUCAGAUGGUUUACUAUGACAGCAACACCCAGAAAGCAGAGCCCAAACAGGACUGGAUGGAGAAGAACAAUGAUGAGCAGUACUGGAAGACACAGACUGGAGGGCUUCAGGGUACCCAGCAGUCCUACAAAGCCAAUAUUGAAAUUCUAAAGCAGCGCUUCAACCAAACUGGAGGUGUCCACAUUGUCCAGUUCAUGUACGGCUGUGAGUGGGAUGAGGAGACUGGACAGGUUACUGGGUAUCAACAGUAUGGCUAUGAUGGGGAAGACUGGUUAAUUUGGGACAUGGAGACAAACACAUGGAUCGCUCCACAACAACAGGCUACAAUUACUACAAACAAAUGGAACAAAGACAAAGCUAAUCUGGAGUACAGAAAGAACUACUUCAACCAGGAGUGUCCUGAGUGGCUGAAGAAGUAUGUUGGCUAUGGAAGGAGCUCUCUGAUGAGAACAGAUCUUCCAUCAGUUUCCUUUCUCCAGAAGACUUCCUCCUCUCCAGUCAGCUGCCACGCUACAGGUUUCUACCCGAACAGAGCUGAGAUGUUCUGGAGGAAAGAUGGAGAAGAGGUUCAUGAUGGUGUGGACAAAGGAGAGAUCCUCCCUAACAAUGAUGGGACCUUCCAGAUGAGUGUGGACAUAGAUCUGUCCUCUGUUGCAGCUGAAGACUGGACCAAGUAUGAAUGUGUGUUUCAGCUCUCUGGAGUCAAAGAAGACGUCACCCACAGACUGGAGAAAACAAGGAUCAGGACUGGGAAUGAUUCUUCAGGGUUCCCCACCGGGGCUGUGAUUGGGGGGGUUGUUGUGGGACUCCUAGUUCUGGUUGCCAUCAUCGCUGGGGUCGUCUGGUGGAGAAGAAAUAAUAAUGGGUUUAAACAAACAAAUACUUCUGACACUUCAUCAUCAUCUUCUUCAGAAGAUCCUAAGAAAGCGGGCGGCGAACAGCAGAAGAUGAUCGCCUGAAUGACUAAGAAAAAAAAAGUCUGUUCAUAAAUUACAACAUCAAGACAAAUUCAAAUAACUGAGAUUUAAUCAUUCAAUAUCUAUGAAACUUGUUUGAGACUUUUCAGUUUUAUUUUGCUAUCCUGCUGUAGUGCUUUUAUUUAGAGUUGGAUAAUUUCGGUUAACUGGCAACAAUUUAUCUGAUUUCUAAUGCCAGAGUGAGCUUAAAAAUGAAGUCAAAGUUAAACUUGGACUGCUUAAUAUAACAUACAAUUUUGUAUAUUUUACUGUGUUAAAUAAUCAGCAAUCUUAAGAUUUUUUUUGUUUGUUCUCCAUCACUGUCUUGUAAAUAUCCAUAGGUAUGAAUUAUAAAUAAAAGUUAUUUCUUAACUUGUGUUUGAUUACAACAGUUUCUUUCAAGUGGUGUUUUCCAUCAUUUCUUUGAAUUGGUCUUAUUUCAUUACAUCUUUAACCUAGAUAUAAUGAAAUAACGUUCUGCUAGUGGGGUUUGUACUGUAUGUGUUGCAAGUUUAUUAAAUAUAUUUAAAAUUUGAAAUUCCUUCAGAAUUUUUUUCUUUAACUUGUAACAACAUGGGUUUUUGAAGUGAUUAAAAGUGCUUUAAAAAAGA